This is a messenger RNA of Lingula anatina, 1850 nucleotides long. RefSeq lists its product as uncharacterized. Lineage: Eukaryota; Metazoa; Brachiopoda; Lingulata; Lingulida; Lingulidae. Gene Ontology annotation, cellular component: Swi5-Sfr1 complex. The record is from RefSeq and is a predicted model, not a curated record. Gene Ontology annotation, biological process: double-strand break repair via homologous recombination; positive regulation of DNA-templated transcription.
ACUCCGACAUCUCUAAUAGUUAGGCAACAUCAGGAGCGGAAAAUUGAAAAUGUACACUGCCCAGAUUAUUUAAAACACAAGAGCUAUGUAUCAAUUAUCUUCACAAAUAAUGUUUAUGUAGAUAUUGUAUUUGUUGUAUAAGUUGUUUGCUUUGUCAUCUACUUCAGCUUAGGUAUGACCGACAGAAACUCUCUAAAACGCACCGAAGAAAAAAUUCCACACCUUGCUGGAAGACAGAUGAGUAAUUCCUUAAGAGCUAGGUUACAGAAAUGUAGUCGGUACCAUAUGCCUGCAGCUACAACAGAAUCCCCUGUGGUGGGUCCAGACUUAGCUUCGUGUUCUCAGUCAGCACACAAGAGCACCAGUUGUGUGAAACCUCAUAAAGUUCUGACUUUCUCUUCUCCACUGCCAAAUCCAAAACCAAUGGAGAGCCAUAUAGAAGUUAAUAAAAGGACACCAAAAAGAUCAUUACAAGAUAUUUGUGAUGACAAAUUUCCUUUCCGGAGGAAGAAUAAGGAAUUAAAAACCUGUCAAAAAGAUGAAAAUGUUUUAGUUGAGAAACAUGCAAGAUCGGUAAACACUAUUCCGACAGAGGAAGCACCAUCAAAGGAUAAGUUUACAGAUUCGGUGUCAAGAGCAACUCAGGUUGACAAGGAAACUGAUGCCUCUGCAGUUAAAGACACACACAGUAUUUCAGAUCUUGAUCAUAUAAAUCUUUGUCUUCAACAACAAAUUGAAUUCAAAGAAGAACAACUGAGAAGAUUGAAAAUGGCAAAGCUCUACAGAUCAAAGAAUGACCUAGAUAAGCUGCAGGGCCUCAUAACCAAAUGGAAACAUGUAUGCCAAGGUGCCAUUCAGGAAUUAAGGGACUUGGCUCCAGAACCGAAACCAACUCUUACUGAGAUAGUAGAUCAUUUCCAGAUAGAUCACAAAUUACUUGAUUAUGAUGCUGAAGACGAAACAUUUUUAUAGGUGGGGUCUAUCACUGGGGACACGACAUUUUGGUUACUUGUCACAGCAUCAGUGAUAUGUUUUCCAGAGAUCAACCACAAACUGACUGAUCUAUGCAUUUAUUUCAUUGGCUGAGAAAUCUGAAAUCUCCUAAGACAGCACAGACAAUCCAGCUAUUGGCUCCACUAACCUACAGUACUCUGAUGAUCUCUGUUCUCUAAUCUCUCUACAAAGUUUCCUCUAUAUACAGUAUACUGAUACAAAGUAUGAAGCACAGUGAUUCCUAUGGCAAAAGAUAUUAAAGCCAAUUAAGACAUUUAGGUGAGACCUUGACAAAACAAUUAAAAUGAGAUUGAUUUUACUUUAAUUAGGAUGUGAAGCCUUGACUCAAGGUACUCAAUCCUUUUAAAACAUGGUUACAGUUCCUUCCAGUGAAUAAAAUACAUUAAGAGAUUUGUGUAAUUUCAUUAUAACUGAGAUGUGAAAAAUCUUUACCUAGUUUCUAAAAUGAAAUUUGGCUGUGAAAUCACCACUAUGACACAAUAAUGCCCAAGCAACUGCUUUAUGCAAUGUUCAGCUAAUACUGUAGCUAAUCGGUUAGUAUUUAUUCAAAGUGGUAAAUGUAAACUAUUGUCACCAAAACAAAUUUGGGCGAGAUGCUGUUAGGUGAAUUCUCUAAUACACUGAAGUCUGAAAUCUUUUGAGUGUAUGUUACGUAGACUCCACUUUUCUUGUGUGUCCAAAGGUCACAUUUGAUUUAGCAGACUGUGUUUUGUCAGACUGAAUUUGGCAAAAUUUCAGCAAUGUCACCUUUAUAAAUGAUAAAAACGCUGAACGUUUUUUACAGAAUGCUAAAGAAUGAUAGGUUUCAUCAUAAAUCUGGUUAACAAGUCAUUUCA